Messenger RNA from Clarias gariepinus (North African catfish), 480 nucleotides. It is a transcript of the gene ins, whose product is annotated as preproinsulin. Gene Ontology annotation, molecular function: hormone activity. Gene Ontology annotation, cellular component: extracellular region. The transcript has 3 exons. The record is from RefSeq and is a predicted model, not a curated record. Lineage: Eukaryota; Metazoa; Chordata; Actinopteri; Siluriformes; Clariidae. The coding region runs from base 60 to 386 and encodes 108 amino acids.
UUCCCUCAGAUUCUCUGAUCACCUUUGCAGGUCAUCUCCUCGGUCUACUGACACAGACAAUGGCGGUUUGGCUCCAGGCUGGUGCUCUGCUCUUCUUGAUGGCGUUCUGCAGCGCAGGAGCCAAUGCCGCGGCACCCCAGCACCUGUGUGGUUCUCAUCUGGUGGACGCCCUAUACCUAGUCUGUGGCCCCAACGGGUUCUUCUACAAUCCUAAAAGAGAGGUGGAUCCCCUGCUAGGGUUCCUUCCCCCUAAAUCUGCUCAGGAGGGCGAGGUGGCUGAAUACCCAUAUAAAGAUUACAACGAGAUGAUGGUAAAAAGAGGCAUCGUGGAGCUGUGCUGCCAUAAACCCUGCAGCUUACAUGACUUGCAAAAUUACUGCAACUAAAACACCAGCAUCGCCAUAAACUACAAAUGAGAAAAGAUUUUUACUUGAUUAUGGAUUUUUUUUUUCCAAGAAAAUAAAAUCAAAUUAAAUGAAA